AUGCGUCUCACUCAAGCCGCCGCCCUCGGGCUCUCUCUGCUUUUCGCCACUGCUACCGCCGCUCCCACUCACCAACACUCUGCUCGCUUGGCCAUCAAAGUCGGAAAUGAAACUGAGACCCCGGCGGCUGGCGAGGAGGCUGGUGAGGCUGAAGGCGAAGAGGGCAAUGAGGUUGAGACCGAGGGAGCUUUCGGGACUGCUGUUGCCCUGACCGGAGGCGAUGUCAAGCAGGAUGUGCUUUUCCCUCCAGGAACGAAUGGAGUCUUGGAGGUUGAGUUCCAGAACGCCGAAGGGAGAACGCUCACAGUCACUGAAAACACGACUCCGGCCCCUCCCCCAGAUGGCUUUGUGGCUGCCGAGGCCGUCUCUUACAAGAUCGACCUCGCUGAAGGCGCCGAUAACCUCACGCUAUCGAAGGUGGACUACAUUCUCAACGCAGGAAGCACUCUCGACAUUAGUGGAGGCAAGAUUGGUCGAUUGUGCACUGAGGCAAAUGCCUUCUUGAUUGAUUCUGCAGUUGGCGAAUUGGAGUUCGAGGCAGAGGAGAAUGAGCUCACUCUGUCAGUCGCCAAUAUUAACGGAGAAUGGGCAAUCUUCUUGCCCGCUGAAGCCGGUGCAGCUGAUCCUGCGGCUGGGGAAGAGGCCGCAGCGACUGAGACUCCUGCGGCUGGAGAAGAGGCCACAGCGACUGAGACUCCUGCGGCUGGUGAAGAGGCCGCAGCAACUGAGACUCCCGCGGCUACGGCUACCCCUGCCGCUGGUGAAGGGGCUGAAGAGACCCCUGCCGCUGACGAGGGAGCCGAAGAUACGGAGUCCACCCCCGAGUCCAGGCUCAUCGAUGCUAUCACAGAGCUACUGAGUGGAAACCAGGCCGCCUAA
This is a messenger RNA of Ilyonectria robusta, 879 nucleotides long. RefSeq lists its product as uncharacterized. The coding region runs from base 1 to 879 and encodes 292 amino acids. The transcript is spliced from 3 exons. The record is from RefSeq and is a predicted model, not a curated record. NCBI's taxonomy places the organism in Eukaryota, Fungi, Ascomycota, Sordariomycetes, Hypocreales, Nectriaceae.